Molecule: messenger RNA, 1774 nt
Organism: Notolabrus celidotus (New Zealand spotty)
Lineage: Eukaryota; Metazoa; Chordata; Actinopteri; Labriformes; Labridae
Gene: zmynd10
Product: zinc finger, MYND-type containing 10
Exons: 12
Coding region: 124-1476 (450 amino acids)
Biological process (GO): outer dynein arm assembly; motile cilium assembly; inner dynein arm assembly
Cellular component (GO): centriolar satellite; cytoplasm
Source: RefSeq, a predicted model, not a curated record
AGUAACUAUGGCAACCACUGUACGGUAUCACUUACACAAGUAAACUUCGAAGCAAUUCAACUGAAGAACACGCUUUAAGGGAAUUUAUAUUUAAUUAAGAGUGUGUUGAGCAAAAAAAAAAUCAUGGAGGCGUCGGUCAUCUUCCCUGCCGAAGCAGAGGGGUUCGUUCAAAGUCUGGAGACUUUCUCUCUGAAAGAAGUUGGCUCUACGAGGUGGUUCAAACAACACGAGUACAUCGAAAAACUUAACAUGCAGGCAAUACUGCAUGCUUCUGCCAUGCACAACGAGUUUGUCAAGGAGUUCCUGGUGUCACAUGGAAAGAUACCUGUUCUGGUCCAUGAAAUGAUCCUUGUUGAAGUGUGGAAGCACAAAGUUUUUCCUAUCUUAUGUCAGCUGAAGGACUUUAAUCCGAAGAACACAUUUCAUCUUUACAUGGUGCUCCACCAUGAGGCUACGAUCAUAAACCUGCUUGAAACGAUAAUGUUUCAUAAGGAUUCUUGUGAGGCUGCUGAUGACUCUGUUCUUGACUUGGUGGAUUACUGCCAUCGCAAACUCACCUUGCUCGCAUGCAAAGCGACUCAGGAGGGCAAAACAUCUCAUGGCAAACACAAGCUAUCAGGGACAGCAGUUAUGUCUUCAAUAGAGGAGUUACAGUCCCAGAGUGCUGCUCUGGAGUUUGAAAUCUCCCUGAAGGCCAUGUCUGUGCUGCGCUACAUCACUGAUCACACUGACAGCAUCAGUGUCAUUAAUCGCAUGUUGUGCACUCAUAACAUGCCGUGUGUAUUAGUUCAGCUGCUUGACUGCUGUCCCUGGAGUCGCUGCAGAGAAGGCGUGGUGGAAAAGUACAUAAAUGGAAAAUGGCAGAAGAUUCCUCCUGAGGACCUUUUGAAGAUGACUAAACUUGAUGGUCAGGUUUGGAUUUCACUUUACAAUCUGCUGCUGAAGGAAGACUGCCAAAGGAAGUAUGACUUUAACAGCUUUAACAAGAACCAGCUUCUAAAGCUAAGAGGUUUCCUGACAGAGGUGUUGAUCGAUCAGCUGCCAAACCUGGUGGAGCUGCAGCGUUACCUGGCUCAUCUUGCUGUUACAGACCCCCACCCACCAAAAAAGGAGCUUGUUUUAGAACAGAUCCCAGAGAUGUGGAACAGCAUUGUACGAGAGAAUUCUGGGAAGUGUAAGGCCAUAGCAAAAUAUCAGGUCAAAGAGACGUUCAGCCCAUCUGAAAGUGACCUGAGGUUACAGGCACAGAGGUUGGCCCAGACGUACAACUUGGAUGUGAUGGAGAGUUUACUCCCUGAGAAGCCAAAGUGUGGUUCCUGUGGGACAGAAGCUACAAAGAGAUGCUCUAAAUGUCAGGAAGAGUGGUACUGCCGCAGAGAAUGUCAGGUGAAGCACUGGCCCAAACACAAGAAAGCAUGCCAGCUUAUGGUUGAGGCCACAGAGAAGAUCCAGAGAGACCUAAAAAUCAACAGCUAAGGGACACAAGACAUGGAAAGAGAACAGAUCUGCUCAAGGAACAUGAACAUUUUUUAUUCCUAAACAAUUUGAACAGGAAAUAAUUUUCCUUUAGACACUGCAAAACUUAAGUUCCUGUUUCACAGUGUUGUUUGACUGUCACGUUUGUUCCUGUGAGCAUAUUUUGGCACACUGUUUUAGUAAAACAAGUUUCUUUUGGGGGGGGGGGGGGGGGGGGUUGUAUUUCCAGCUUCUUCUCUAUUAUGAGUUGUUUUUUUCAUAUCACACUGUGCCUGUAAAUAAAAACUUCCUUGUCUUC